Penicillium taxi is the source of this 1503-nucleotide messenger RNA. Its product is annotated as DNA primase subunit PRI2. Lineage: Eukaryota; Fungi; Ascomycota; Eurotiomycetes; Eurotiales; Aspergillaceae. Gene Ontology annotation, cellular component: alpha DNA polymerase:primase complex. The transcript is spliced from 3 exons. The coding region runs from base 1 to 1503 and encodes 500 amino acids. Gene Ontology annotation, biological process: DNA replication, synthesis of primer. The record is from RefSeq and is a predicted model, not a curated record.
AUGAUUCGACAGGAUGCCCAUCGUAUCGAUCCCAAGCGUAGGCCGGCCAUCGAUCCAAGGAAGAGGCAGUUCGCCGCGCCAGCCUUCAAGCAGCAGGAUUACCCGUACCGUCUAAAUUUGUACGAUACGCCGCCAACAGCCGAAAUAACUCUGGAACAAUUUGAGCAGUGGGCAAUUGACCGUCUCAAGGUCUUGGCCGAGAUCGAAGCAUGCUCCUACCGCAAUAAGUCUCCCGCAGAGACUGCAUCACAUAUUACUCCUCUUUUACAGAAAUUCUUGCCUCUUUCUUCGAACACGUCAUCUCCAAAUGGAGCUGCCGAUCCCCGUUUGAAACUUGAACGUCAAAAAGACCACUACUCCCACUUUAUCCUACGCCUGGCCUUCUCCGCCACGGAAGACCUCCGUAGACGAUUUGCACGCUCUGAGACUAUGCUUUUCCGCUUUCGUUUCCAACAGGAUGACUCGAGAGAGCGACGUGCGUUUAUCGACAGUUUGAGUCUAGACUGGGAACCGGUUAGCGCGGAAGAGCGAAAUGAGGUUGCCGAGGGACUUAUGAGCUCUACGCCUGGCUUGCGGCGAUUGGAUGAGGAGACCUGGUUUAAAGUGGACUGGGAAACUGUCCCCGAGCUUGUUGAGCGACGAAUAGUUUUUCUCAAGAAGGGCAAAGCUUAUGUUCCUGGAAGAGAACAGCUGAGCAUGAUCAUGGCAGAGUUCACAGCACGCCUAGAACGUGCUCUCGAGCUCACAGCCCGAGCCCUGCCACGAUUGGAUGAGGAUGAUCGUCUGACUCCGAUUUUGAACCAUCUCUCUAAGAACUUCGGCAGUGCCGAGUCGGUGUACUCUGAAGGUGAAGGACAUGUUGAUGGAGCAGCGAUCACAGCCGGUUCUGUCGACAAUCUCUCCCAGCACUUCCCACUUUGUAUGCGUAGCCUACAUAUGAACCUUCGCAAGAACAACCACCUGAAGCACUUCGGCCGUCUCCAAUACACUCUUUUCCUGAAGGGAAUCGGCCUCUCGCUGGAAGAAUGUAUAAUCUUCUGGCGUCAGUCUUUCAAGGGAAAGACGGAUGACGAGUUCAACUCCCAAUACAAGUAUAAUAUUCGCCACUCCUACGGAGAUGUCGGUGGUGAUGUGAACCGUCGCGGUCGAGGGUAUCCACCAUACUCGUGCCAGAAGAUCUUAGGUGACAACAAUGUCGGCAUUGGCCAGACACAUGGAUGUCCCUACCGUCAUUACGCUGUCGACAACUUGGUUGGUCUACUCCAGUCCACUGGUGUCCAUGACAAGGAAAUACUGCGGGGGGUGCGUGAGGAUGUGGGCAAGCAAAGGUAUCACAUUGCCUGUAAUCGUGUCUUCGAAUGGUCGCACAAGACCGAGAUUAAGAAGGUCAAGGAAGAUGGAACAUGGACACAGGCAGAUCUGGAUACCAUUGUCCAUCCCAACACCUACUUCAAGCGCAGUUACUUGCUGAAGCAGCUGGCCAAGGCUCCACAGCGGGAGUGA